AUGUCUCAAAACUACAAUAAAGACUCUUUCGAUAGAUUUGGAGACGACUUAUGCCAAGAGUUGUUGUCUUAUAUGGCAUUCAAAGACCGGUUUCGUUGGGAAAGUGUCUCAAAACAGUGGCAAAGAGUGGUAUUCAAGAGUCAGUUGGCGUUGAAUAUCAACAGAGAGUUAAUUGACGACAAUUUCGGCCAAAUUUUGAAUGACGUGUCGUUCAAAGUGUCCGAAGACAACGUCCAUUGGAUCAGUCAUUUGAUGGCAAAGUUUGCGAAACAAAUGACAAGCAUUUCAUUUGAUUUGAAACACAAUGGGAUGAUUGAUAUGAGGUAUGAAUGGCUGGAAAUGUGCGUUCAUUUGACAACAAUUCACAUAUUGUUUACCGAUUUGUCGCAAACACGGCUCGCAUUCAGUCCGGGAAAUGAUUUGCAUUACAAACGACUCACGAGUAUUCACUUGACAUUCAAUGAAUCCAAUGAUCACUUAAUUGACAUUAAUUUGAGUGAAUUUGACUUUUUUGCUCACAAAUACGACCACAAUAUUAAGACAAUUGGAUUCACGUUUUACUCACUUACCGGCGAUUAUAUGGUUAACAGACUAACGGAUAGUUUGUCACGAAUGCCGGCAUUGAUUGCACUGAAAGUAAAAUUCAAUGAAUUUGUGGACAAUUUAUUGCCACAAAUUGGUCACAAGUGUCGACAACUGAAGAGUUUAACCGUCGAUACCUCGCAUUCAAUGGAAACGUUUGAAGCGAUUAAUGAAUACUUUAAACAAUUAAAGCGUUUGGAAAUCAAUGUUUGGGAUUCACGACGACUGUCCGCCCAUUCACUCAAUUCAUUGAAACGAUUAACGCAUUUGAAACUAUUUUUUGUCGACACAUCGUUUACCGACUCAUUCUUCAUUAAUUGUCACAACAAAUGGCCACAACUUCGGUAUCUAAGAGCCAAUCGAGUGGUGAUUACAGACCAACUGUUGAACGCGUUGUCGAGACUGAGACACAUCCGACACAUGCAUCUGUUUGGUUGUCCCGUUCCCACUCCAGAGGCCAUUCAAAAUGUGGUCAUUAAUUACCCUAAAAUUGAUUGUCGUCUCUACUCGGCUAACGAUAGAGAAGAGCCACAGAUUGAGGAACUGUUUCGUAAACUAAUGUCCGGACAAUCGGUUCCCGCGAAGAGCUCAUCGCAUGUGAAGUCUAACCACUCGUCAAAAAAGUGA
Molecule: messenger RNA, 1209 nt
Organism: Medioppia subpectinata
Lineage: Eukaryota; Metazoa; Arthropoda; Arachnida; Sarcoptiformes; Oppiidae
Source: the annotation of a GenBank genome assembly